This is a messenger RNA of Phytophthora infestans T30-4, 1050 nucleotides long. Its product is annotated as transglutaminase elicitor-like protein. Lineage: Eukaryota; Oomycota; Peronosporomycetes; Peronosporales; Peronosporaceae. The coding region runs from base 139 to 1050 and encodes 303 amino acids. The transcript has 2 exons. Gene Ontology annotation, molecular function: aminoacyltransferase activity. The record is from RefSeq and is a predicted model, not a curated record.
CCGGCAACGGCCACCCGUAAGCUGCGCGACAGCGUUGUAUCGGGCCACGACCUCGAGGAGAAGCUCGAGAAGAAGCGCCGUCUUGAAGCCUACGCGAACAAGGACAUCGCUAAGCUGGAGGCCUACUUUGGCACCAAGAUGGAGAUGACGUUGAAGGACUUGCCUACCCAGGGUGUGUUCACGCCUGCGCCGUGGCCUGCUCCGUACUGGCCGACCUACCAGGACAGCAUCAACGUUGUCUGGAGCCAGGGACAACCCAGUCCCGCUGAGAAGUACGCCAAGGCUUUCGGUCUGGACGUGAAGGAAUUCAUGGACAAGGUGUCCAAGGACAACGGAGUUGACUCGGGGAGCAAGCGCACCAAGUGCUCGUCGGACAACGACUGCGCCUCUCGCACUGAUGGCAGCAAGUGUGCUAUCCGUGAGGGUAAGAGCUCCGGUUACUGCAUCCCCACGUGGUUCGGAAUUUGCCACGCUUGGGCCCCGGCUGCGAUCAUUGAGGAAGAGCCGAAGUGCCCGGUGACGCACAACGGUGUGACCUUCCAGCCUCUGGACAUCAAGGGAUUGAUCUCCGAUGUCUACGAUGGCGCCAAGGUCUCGACUGUGUUCACCGGUGCUCGCUACAACGGCGGUGACGACGGCACGGACGAGUACGGCCGCCACACCAACGAUGCCUACCGUGACUUGAAUCCUGCCUACUUCCACAUUGCCGCUGCCAACCUUCUCGGCAAGCUCAAGCAUUCAUUUGUCGCUGAUGUGACGGCCGGCGCUGAGGUGUGGAACCAGCCCGUGCGAGGGUUCAAGGUGUACGAGCAGACCGCUAUGUCGCUCGAGGAAGCUGCUCAGACCUUCUACGGCCUUGAGGAGUACCCGUGGAACGCCGCCGCCAAGAGCAUCGUGUACGUGAAGUCGCGUCUCUCGUGGAUCUUCGAGACGUACACGGACGGCGGCCUUGUGUCCUCGGGUGAGGUUGAUCGCUACACGACCGGCAAGUACUACUACUACUUGCUCGAGCUAGACGACGCUGGCGAGAUCAUCGGCGCCUGCUGCUGA